AGGGAGGAGGAGGCUCAGAGUCGAGGGGGAAUAGGGGAGCAGAGGUCAGAGUGAUAUCUUGGCAGGAGGGGCCAUGAGCCCGGCAAACAGAUGGCCUCUAAGGAACUGGCUUCUUCCCUGGAGCCUCCAGAAGGGACUAAACUGGUGGCCACUUGAGUCGAGACCCAAUUCAGAGGUCUGACCCUGAGAGGUGUGGGCUGGUAAGCUUGGUGGUCAGCCACUAGUUGUGGCGAUUUGUCACAGUACAAGGGCACGAGUGGUGUCUCUUGUGGAAAAGGGCCUUUGGCCGACUUCUUCUUGAUACUUUCUACAGGGCAACAGACCCUGCAGGGAUGGGGUGUGAUUUCCUUUGGGCCUAUAUUACAAAUUUGUAAUCCCACGGUAGUCAGGUGGAUGCUGGUGCUGGGCACCCACCACCUCCCCUUCAGAAUUGAAGGUCACCUGUACUGCGCUCUGACGAGGCAGCUGGCCAGCAUCAGCCUUUACUAUUUGGAGUGUCUCCCUUUCCUGAGUAUGGAUGACCACAGUGUCCUGCAUGUGGACUCUCACGUGUUGCUUUUCCUGUCUGAGCGAGAGCAUCUUCGGGAAAGGCUGCAUUUGAGGGGCCCACAGCCCCAGAGUGUUCAUGAGGGCACAGUCUGUGCACAGGCCCCCAAGCCUGUGGCUCCCUGUGUUCAAACCCUUCCAGGAGAGGCGGCUAGACCUAAGUGGGGUUGAGGAAGCCUCCAACACCUGCUGUGUUCAAGACUGAGCCCCAGAUUUCUUCCUCCUCUUCUUUUUCUUUCUUUGGUACCAGGGAUUGAAUCCAGGGUGCUUAAUCACAAGCCACAUCCCUAGUCCUUUUUAUUUUGCAUUUUGAGACAGCGUCUUGCUAAGUUGCUCAGGACAUUGCUAAUUUGCUGCGACUGGCUUUGAACUUGUGAUCCUCCUGCCUUAGCCUCCUGAACUGCUGGGAUUAUAAGCAUGCACCACCACACCCAGCUACAGAGCCUGAAUUGUGAGGCCCUCUGCUGACCUGGGACCUGGCAGCUGAGCAGGACAGCAGAGCUGGGCACCCUCCCAGUCCUACCACAGGAAUGCUGACAUCCACCCAGUCCCACCAGGUGGACCCUGAUGCCCACCCAGUCCUGCCAUGCAGAUGCUGCUGUUUCCUCUCUAAAAACAGUAGCAUUUUCUUCUCCAUGAACUGGAGAAAUGGCUGGAGCUAUGUUCUGCAUGUUUGGGAGCCAACCCUCUGGGGUUUGACCCCAGCCAGAUGCCCUCACCCUAAUCAUGUCACCUCUCUGUGCCUGUUUUUCCUGCAGGAAGGAAUAAUGGCUUUACCCAUAGGGCAUUGCUAUGAGGGUGACCAGAGAUGUUUGCAAAGUGCUCAGAAGAGGCGGCUUGUCCUGCUGGGUGCCUGCCUGCCCCACUCUGGUACUGGCCUGGAACAGCAUGCUGACUGGAUCAGCUUCCAUUCUCUUCGGUCCUUGGUGGAUGGUCGAGUGAAUUAACACAAAAAUGUGAGGACGAUUCAAUGAGGGGAAGAACAGCAUUCUUAUCAAAUGGUUCUGGGGAAGCUGGGCAUCCCCUGCCAACGCACAGAGCUGGAGUCCUCCUUCACCCAUGCAUACGGUCAGCGAAAUGGGUCACAACAUUAACACAGCCACCUAGCCACUGAGAGUGAGCCGUGGCCAUAAACACAAGCAACAAAAGGAGGAAGAGACCAAGUGAACUUCAUCAGAACUAAAACUUCUGUGCUGCAAAGGAGACCAUCGAGAAAGUGAGAAGAGGGCCCUCAGGAUGGGAGAAAUGUUUGCAAAUUGUAUGUCUGGUGGUGGUGACAUGGCUGGUGAGCACCUGAGACUAAACACCCAGUGCAAAAGGACUAUGUGGGUGUGGAGAAGUGGAACCUGACAUCACCACAGGAAUCCUAGACACAGCGUCUAGACCCAGACAACAAAAGCAGCUGGAUCCCAGGAAGCAGCUGAUGGGGCCUCCAGUCAUACCUCACCUCCUCCCCAGCUCUCUCUCUUUUAAUGGGCAUUUUUGCUUUGAGAGUGGGAGGAAGGCAGGAGGGCUGUGCCUCAGGCCUGGGUCUGUUCCAGGAAACAAUGCCAGUAAACCCCCUGCCGUCAGAACUUCAAACUGGCCAGGUGCCCCUGGACUGUUCCCAAACACAGUUUUAGGUGGACACAAUAUCUUUAUUUUAUUUUUAUGUGGUGCUGAGGAUGGAACCCAAUGUCCUGCGCAUGCCAGUCCCAGGCGAGCUCCUUCCGGAUCAGCUGUGGCUCCCUGGCAGAUAUGGACCAGGAAUCCCCGAGAGCUCAGCACUCAGCACUGCCAGUGAAAGAUGUAGAAGAAAAAUCCGAACAACAAACCAGAGUGAAGGAGACGGACAGGUUACCUGCUGGUGUCAAACCCCGACAGCAACCAAGUGCCUUAUUUGCUAGAGGAAGUAGGAAAGCGGUCAGAAGCCCCCAAAGAUCGUCCAGUAAAAUAAAAGAAAACAAGCACCCAUUUGCUCUUUACGGCUGGGGAGAGAGACAGACAGACACCGGAAGCCAGAAGACCCACAACGUCUGUGCCUCUGCCUCGGUGCAUGAGAUUCACGAGUCGGCGCUACGUGCCAGGAGCAGAAGGCAGGAGGAGAAGAGGAAGCUGGCUGCUCAGCGGCAGCGUGCGCACUCGGUGGAGGUGCAGAGAGGCAGGACAGCGAGGGCCCCCUCUGCAGAGAGCCCCUGGGUGACGGAGUACAUGCGCUGCUUCUCAGCAAGGGCCUAGAGCUCCCCAGGGGCCAGUCUGUCUGUGAUCUGGACCUGGCCGAGACCUGGACCACGCAGGGCCUCUCGGAGAACAGCCAAAGGCUGUCCUGUUGUGAAUCUCAUCACCUACGUCAGCAGUAGGGCAGAAAGCUGAAGCCAUAGACACUUGGUUACCUGUGAAGAUGAGCCCCAGGCCCCUGGUAUUCUUGUUAGAGUUGUGUCUGAGCAUCUUACCUUUGAGGUACUGACACCAGAUGCCUUUAAACAACUAUGGGGCUUCCAUCCCCCUCUGGGUGGCACAGGUGGGAUGUGUCACUCACCCUAGGGGCCUCCAACUCACACUUAUGAGUCCCCUGUCCUGCACGAGAUUUGUGUUUACUGACACAUGUGGUUUCCUUUGUGAGAGAAUACCCAGCAAGUAUCACUCCCUGUGACCUCAGGCCCAGUUCUCCCCAGGAUCUAACGUCCAUCUCUGGUGAAGCAGGGUGCUCGUGUUUGAGCUCACACCAACCUUCACAUGGGUUGUGUGUUCAAGGAUUGGGCUGGCGAGGCCUGGCUUCUCUGGAUGGUCUCCUGGGCGCUCCCUCAGCAGUUUAAUAGCCACACACAUUCCAGGAGAGACAGCGCGGUCACUGUGUCUAGGUGUGAUGCAGUUGUUGUGAGCCAGUUCACCUGUCUUUAACUACAGCAUUUCUCUUCAGAACACAUAAGGUACAGCCAGCCACAGUUACAGGCUGUGGACUCUAGCCUCUUCUGCAGCAGCUGGCAGGACAUGUAGAACGUAUGCCCUGGAAUCACAUGGAAUGAACUGAGACACUCUCAGAGACACUGCCCUCCUGCCUUCUCCACUCUUCCUUCUACAGAACUUGGUCUUGGCGGUGUGUGGUGUUCCUGCUUCAGGUUGAACCGACCCUGUUUGGUUCCUGGCCAACAGAUCUUACCUGUACCUUACAGGAGCUUGGGGGCCUGAGCGCAUGCAGCUGUGUCUCAGCAGGGCUGGUCCUUUUGUGCAUUUGCCUCUAGGGUGGAAAACGGUCUUCACACUCAUUUCUCAGGUGCUGGUGGGUCUCCCUGCUGACGAGGCGUGUCCAGGAAGGAUGAGGGCAGGUACUCUAGGAGAACGAGCAGGUCCUGCAGCUUAGCCCCUGCGGGUCGGGUGUGAGUGGAAAGUUGGUGUUGGUCUUGAGGCUUGGUAUGCCUGGGUUUUCACUCAGGAUCUCUCAAGUCUGCUGGCUCUUAGCACACAGACUGGUCUCACUUCACAUAAAUUCACCAUCUUGUCACUGUGUUGAGCCGUGAAAGUGCCUCUUAGAGCCUCCUGAGUGCUGUGGUCCUGAGGUGAGUCCUAUAUGGAGAGUGUGCCUUGUCGUGGAGGAGUGUGCUUACCAAGAAGAAGUUCUACAUGGUGUCUGACAUCCUGGCUAUGAGUUCCAGUGAACUUUGGAUUAACCAGCCACACAUCUUCAAACACUGUGGGAACCUGUGGGUCAUAGGACCCUGGCAUGUGACGGUGUGGCUCAGAUGGUUUCACCCACUGGCUGAGCAUCAUGUUGCAUCUGACUGUUGAAAAGUCAGCCGGGCAUGGCACCUGGCACCUCACUCCUCCAGCCUGUGUCUCCCGGAUAUCUAGGAAACACUUGUCUGUGUGCUUUCUGUCUCCAGGCAGAAGGGAGCCUGGAAGGCAGAUCAGCAAGUCCCCCUUCUUUAUAAGUGAAGAUGGAUGGACAAGGUAGUUAAGGGACUUCUGAUGAGCAUGAACAACCAAUGGCUGAGUGUAGUAGCUGUGGUCCCUCCUGUCUGAGCCCUCGAUGGUCGAGAUCCUCCUCUUCCCUUUUUUUUCCUCAAGGGCACAGUUACCUUUUGAGCCUAUGAAUUUGUAAAAGUUGUGACAAUGUGACAUUCCUACUUCUUUUACUGGGAACAGAUGUGGUGCUGAUCAUGUUCCUAAUUCUUAGGACAUGUUGCAAGACAGGGAGAUAAUGUAAAGCUGCCUUCAGGUUGGAAAAGUAGAACUGGUUGAGAAUCCAGUGUUAUUUAAAUGCUACAUAAAGUCUUUUAAAAUUUUGGCUUUAAGUUCGUAUUAAAACAAUUUGCCAUAAACCAA
Messenger RNA from Ictidomys tridecemlineatus (thirteen-lined ground squirrel), 4848 nucleotides. The record is from RefSeq and is a predicted model, not a curated record. NCBI's taxonomy places the organism in Eukaryota, Metazoa, Chordata, Mammalia, Rodentia, Sciuridae.